This is a messenger RNA of Phaeodactylum tricornutum CCAP 1055/1, 714 nucleotides long. RefSeq lists its product with no specific name. The record is from RefSeq and is a predicted model, not a curated record. Lineage: Eukaryota; Bacillariophyta; Bacillariophyceae; Surirellales; Neidiaceae. Bases 67 to 714 code for a protein of 215 amino acids. The transcript is spliced from 2 exons.
CGAAUACUGCUAUAGUUUUCAACAGCAGUAUACUCAGCCCAAGUUGGCAAUUUUGUCUUGCCUGUAAUGGCUCCCUUCCUUGGCAUGCUAUUGGCACUGCCUCUCAUUCUUCCGUCAAACGCCUUUGUUUUCCGAACGCCGUACAUUGAUUUCAAGAGAACCCAAUUAUAUUUGCUUGACCCCGUAAGUGCUGGAAUCGGAAUGGAUGGUGCUGCUGGUAUAGGCAUCGGGGUGGAAGAAGCAAUAAACGUAGGUAUCGCUGUCGCUUCAGCAUUCGUUGGGACAGCUUCUCAGCUCCCACGCAUUCGAGCAUUAGAGCAGGAAUUAAAAAUCGCCCGUGAUUCUCUCGAUCUUAUGGAGCAUCAAAUGAAUACAAGAAUCAGCGAGCUCGAGGAUAAGCUUUUCGAAAUUGAUCGAGAAUUUGAGAAUCAAACAGACAGGUUCAAAAGAUCAUACGACAAACAACAGUUGGAAGAUCUGGAGCGCAUUACGAAGAAGAUGAAGGUUGACUUUCAAUAUAAGCUGGAAAUCAAGUUGGAAGAAGAAAAGUCAAAGCUUCUCACGAAACAGCUUGAUCUUGUGAAUGGCGUGACAGGAAAGAGGCAAGCCGAGCUGGCCGAGCUCCGCUUGAGACAGAUAGCCAUGGAACACGAAAACUCCACUCUUCAAAAGGCGCAACAAAAAGCAGACGAAGAACUCGUGGCGCAAAAAUAG